This is a messenger RNA of Scylla paramamosain (green mud crab), 7108 nucleotides long. RefSeq lists its product as uncharacterized. The record is from RefSeq and is a predicted model, not a curated record. Bases 65 to 2632 code for a protein of 855 amino acids. NCBI's taxonomy places the organism in Eukaryota, Metazoa, Arthropoda, Malacostraca, Decapoda, Portunidae. Gene Ontology annotation, molecular function: protein binding. The transcript has 6 exons.
GCAUGGCGGCUCAGUGCGAACGGUGACGGCGGCGGCGGCGGCGGCGUAGUCAGCGGCGGGAGCAAUGGAGCGGUGGCGGUGGUGGUGGUGGCUGGUGGUGGUGGCGGUGUUGGUGAGCGCCACGCCUGCACUGGGGGACUGGGAGGACUGCCCGCUGGGGUGUAAAUGUACCUACGCCAGUAACAGGAAGUUGGCGGACUGCAGCCUGGCCAAGUUCACAACAGUCCCCUCAUUACUCAGCACUGAGAUACAGGAACUGAACCUUAAUGAGAAUAACAUCAAGUAUUUAGAGAAAGACGCGUUUAAGAAGACAGGGCUAAUUAACCUGCAGAAGCUGUACCUCCGAAACAACCAGGUGUUCAGUCUUCACCAGGAUGCCUUCCGGGACCUCAAGAUCAUGAUUGAGCUUGAUCUUAGCAACAACAAGAUCGACAAACUCCAUCCAGAUACUUUCACUGGGCUGGAGAAGCUGCGAGUUUUGGACCUGAGUUUGAACCUCCUGUCUAGACUCAGUGGGGUUCAAUUCCCUCCGUUACCGCACCUCAGGAGACUCAACUUCCGGGAGAACAGACUUGUCUACAUCCACAAUUUUGCCUUCUCUAACCUCAAGAUUCUGGAGUCCCUCAGGCUGUCAGGGAACCAGCUUGAGUUGAUCCAGCCAGAGCUCUUUGCCAAUAACACUAAUCUGAAGGAACUAGAGCUGCAUGACAACUUGUGGGAGUGUGACUGUCGCCUGAAGAAUUUGGUGCGGUGGGCCAAGAGGAAGUCACUCCUUCAGAAACAUGUCGCUUGCCACUCUCCGGAACGUAUGUCGGGCCGCAGCCUGAGGGACGUGGAUGAGGAUGACCUUGCUUGCCGGCCUGAAAUAGAGGUGCCCCAGGUGGACAUCCCCGCCGCCCCUGGUCAGAAUGCCACGCUGACCUGCCUUGUCCGAGGUGACCCACUCCCCCGUGUUCGCUGGGUGCAUCACGGCAGAGUCUUGGCCAACUUGUCUGUCGGCAGAUUUUCCGGCCCAGAGCAGAUAUAUCUCAUUAGGGAGGAGGUCGGGUCAAUAGCAGAGGAGCGUGUGACUAGUCUAAUGGUGACACAUGUGACAGAGGAUGACCUGACGUACUACACCUGUGUGGCAGAGAAUAUCGCAGGGUUAGUCGAGAGAAACAUCUCCUUAGUGCCAGCUUCUGUGACGUACCCAGGAGCUGUCACGCCGCCCGCCACCAUAGACUUGUACCUCAUUAUAGGGGUGACUGUUGGGGGUGCCCUGCUGCUUCUCCUCGUGUGUAUAUGUGUGUGCCUGUGUGUGCGGCGGAGGCGGAGGCGCACACCCAAGCCUAAGGUGAACGGGGCGGCCGGGGCAACACACACACGUCACGAGAAUGUAAUGAUAGUUAACCCUGUAGAGAAACCACCAAGGAGGUACGAAAAGGUGCCUCAGACUGACCUGGAGAUGACAGGCCUGGGCGGUGGAGGCAGUGGGGGUGGGCACAGGAGCUAUGACGAGGUGGACUAUCCCCCCGAGGCCGCCCCACCAAACCUUCGCACCCCUUUGGCCACCCUGGAGGAGGAAGAUGAUGAUCCCCCAUCCCACAACACCACCAUGGAGGCUGUCCCUGGCCCCCCCGCCCCAUCCGACUACUGGAGUCACUACCCCGAUCUCGUGGACAUGACCCGGCCCCGUGCCACGUCGCCCCCCGCCAUGCCCCACCUCUCAUACCGCUCCCCUGUGGGUCCCGGGGAGUGGCGGUACAGCUAUGCCCAGCCCUCGCACUACCCCAUGUCGACUGAUUACUACACAUCAGGCUACAUUUCCCCGCCUGGUGGCCUUCUAACCCGCCCCGGCUAUGUCACCUUGCCUCGACGCCAUCGUUCGCCAUCCUGGGCUGGCCCCCCAUCAGCGGAGGUCACAGUGCCCCCCCCUGCCCCUGCGAGUGAGUGUGGGGAUGUGCGCCUUCCCUAUGAUCCAAUAUAUGACACGCUUGGCCCAAGAACAACAGCUGACGGGACUUCAAGAACUGACCUCACACGCGCUGCACUCCGAGCCGCAGAGGCUUUCUCCCGUGCCCCACAGAGCCCCCCGACAUCCCCACCUACUCCUUCCCUCCCCCCAUACUAUGCCCCUCUCCCCAGCCACCCUGCCUCCGCCCCUCAUGCACAUCCAAAAAGCCGCUUGCACUCCUCCACCUUGCCUCGCUCCACCCCUAAUUUGCUUGAGGGAAGUGGCCUAAGUGGACUCAGCCUCCCUGCACAAGACUCCCCAGCCACUUCCUCCCACCAGGCUUCUCCACUCUACAGCAAGAAGCAGUCUAGCAUCCAUCAGUCACCCAACACUUCCACCUCUUCCCCAUUCCGCACCUCUUCCCCCUUCCAGGUCAACGGAAAGAAUGCUCCGUCAACCGCCAACACUUCCACCGACUCCAUCCUCGACUCUUCCACUUCCUCCAACAACAACAACAACAAUAGCAUCAAUAAGAACAAUAACAACAACAAGGGAGGUGGGGGGAAGAAAGUGCCACCCAAACCCCCUCCCAAGCCAGCUGGGAAGAGGCUGUCCACCUCCUCCAUUCCCGGGGACGUGAAGAAGGGAGAGAAUGGCAAAGUCUUCCAGGAUGAAGGACCAGAUGGAACAGAGGUGUGAGAGAGAGAGAGAGAGAGAGAGAGAGAGAGAGAGAGAGAGAGAGAGAGAGAGAGAGAGAGAGAGAGAGGUUGUAGUAGUUUGUGGAUGUGAGAAAUGUAAGUUUGAGGUUUUAAUGAAUGAGUGGAUGUUUUGUAAGUGAAUAAGGUGAUUUAAUUCAUCUUAUAAACAGUGAAUUGAAUGAGAUAUGUUGGAAAAAUACAUCCAUAGUGUGACACAAGGAACACUUAACACUUCAACACAAGGAAAUAUAUCAAAGAGAGAGAAAAGUGAGGCGCAGUAAGCAACACGAGGGAGACAGUGGCUAUCCAUUGGUGAUGGCAAAACUGUGGUGUUGAGAGGUGAGGCAAAGACCCGUCUGUGUUAGCUUUGAACACUCCUGUGCCUCGACGAGUGGUGUUGAAGUGUGGUGAGAGACAGAAGUGUUUAUGUACUAUAGAGAAAUGAACUGAAACUUUGUAUAGUGUAAUGAGUCAAGCUAGUUUCACUGUCCAGCUAGCCAGUCAAGAAACUAUGGAUGUGUUUGAUAGAAUGCCAUGUGGCAGCUAUUUUGAACCAGUGUGGGGUGUCUCUGUGGGCUGUUGAUGCUGUUUUAUUACUCUGCUAGAUAAAAAGUAUAUAAUAUGUAUAUAAUAUACAUAUACACACACAUACAAUGUAUUUUCAUAAUGCGAGUAGUUGGAAAUUUUGUAUGUUCAUAUUUAUUGAGGAGGGAAAGCUUGAGUGAGCAGCCAAGCAGAUGUAUUAGCAGGUUCUGUUCUGUUUUCCUCCCAAGUGCUGUGCCCCUUUCAUUGUGCUGGCAGCAGCCAGGCAGGACCAGGUGGUGGUGGUCAGGUCAGGCCCAGAGGUCACUUGUUUCCCGGCAAAUACAUUUAUAUAAUAACCUCACCCAUUGGACACCUGACUGCUAAACAAAUUUCAGUAUGGUUUUAUGAUGUCACUGAAGGAGAACAUUUUGAAACCAUAACAAUACCAGAAUAGAAAAUAUCAUAUAAAGGUGAAUACCAAGGAAGAGUUUUUAGAGAUCAAUAACUGAAGUAGAAUAUCAAUAUGGUUUUAGAGGUCACUGAAAGGGAACAUUUUAAAACCGUAACAAUACCAGAACAAAAAAUAACAUGCAAACAUUAAUUUUACAGAAGAGUUUCAUGCCAGCCUUGUGGAGUCAAUUUCCUGAUUUCCUUUGUUUCCCCAUGACUGUGAUGCUGCGAGGACCUCCAUGCGUUGUAUUUUCCGGCUGCAUGUGCCUGCCGCUGCUGCACGUGCAUGGCAGUCCCUCAGAGGCAGAGUAGAGGUUCAGUAGAGUCCCUUCAGUGAGGCCAAGUGAGCUUAUUGUGGUGUGAGGAUGCAAGGCCGCGUGUCUGUCUGUGUGUCUGUCUGCCCCGACUCGUCAAGUACAAAGUUGUUGCUAAUGGAAGGAUUAGAUGAAAAUUUUGUAGGAAACCUGUCCUCCAUUUAUUGUAAGUUUUUUGAUGCUCAUUAUGACCAAAUGUUUUCAUGCAUCAAAUGUUUUACUUUGUGUUUUCUUGUCUGUGUAGAUCUGAGGGCUUCAUUCUCCAACAUUUUGUGCUUCAUAUCUCAACAACUUUUAGCAGGUUGUAGUGGAAGUUAUUGGGGUUUUCGAGGAUGUGGUUUCUUGAUUCUAGUAAUAGCUGUACAAGAAUCUCGCACCACCACUGGGAAAGAAACAUUCCUGAGAGUUCAACUAAUCAUCUCUGGCCUUUGAAAUGUCCCUAGAGGAGCUUAAGGUGUUUCAGAGUGUGAGCCUCAGUGACAGGUAUCAGCAAGAAAAACACUGAAAACUAGACUGCAUGGAUUUGAAGUUGAAAAUAUAUUAUAACAUGAAUUUGUAUCUUAGGUUUUCGGCAAAAGCUUUUGAUGGAAAAUGUUCAGUUUACAGAUGUCCUUUUUGAUUCGUGGCUUGAAGACUUCCCUGGGAACUUGUUGGAUAUCUGGUACCUCAGUUAUUAGGUUUCAUUUGUUUGUGUGACUGUUUAUAAGUGAUGUGUAAAGUGUACAUAAAAGUGAAGUCCAUCCUUUGCUGUUUUGGAGGGAUUUGAGUUGCUGUUUCUCUUCGCUGAGUUGCCGGAAGUCACACGGUGCUCCUCAUCUUUAAUUACUAAGGUGUGUCUUAGGUUAAAAGCUUUCUUUUUUUUUUUAAGCAAAUUUUUAAUUUAUGUUAGCCUUACCUUGUUAUGUUUUCAGUGGUGUGAAAACUUGUGCAAGACACUGUAUCCUUAUUUUCUAUGUAGCCAAAGCAAUUUUGUGACUUAUUUACCGUAGACUGAUCCCGGAGGAUUGUCUUAAUUUUUAACUUAUGUAUAAAUUUAUAAUGUUGGAAACUUUGGGCACAAAAUAAGCUGUUGCUGGUGUGAAGACGUGCCAAGUAGUGCUUGCAGCAAGUACUCAGACUGAAGUGUAAGGCAUUACCUUAAACUGCUGUAAUUUGAGCCAGUUGAUGCAGUAAAUUAAUGCUUUCAAAGAACUUUCCCUUUUCAAAUCUUGACGUUCUGAUGUGCUGCAGGGAAGAAAUAUAUUGAGCCCGGUCAUGGGGCAUGUGAAUCAAAUGUUGUACUGUACAGUUGAUUAAUUUAUGAAUAAGUUACAUUCCUUAAAAUUUUGAUAUGAAUUGAAAACUUUUUAAAUCAGAAUCAAGCGCAGAUUUAUUUUUAGGUAAUUUUUCCUACAAAAAACAAAUUCUUCAUUCAUAAGUCAUGGGAAAGGACAAAAUAACUUCAUUCAUAAACUGAGUGUCUUAAACUGCAAUUUCCCAGUACUUCACUUCAGGGAUUGGCCUCCUUAGUUUGAUUAGUUAUGCCAGUCUGUUUUCUUAUUGGUUGCACAGGACAUAUAUCCACUUUUCCCACUGGUCGCCGCGUUGGCUCUGCGGGGCAAGACGGAAGGUUCCGCUGGGCAACACAACGCAUCCUCAACUUAGGACAGAGUAUAUUUUUGGCAAACCGUUUGUAGUGCCGGGAUUCACGGAGGCAGAGUGUGGAUACUUAUACAUACGUAGGAGUGAUAACUUUUUAGUGCAUUCAGUUCAUGUUUUGUACCAAUUAGUGUUGUUGCUGCUGCUGCUGCUGCUGGGGAGACUUGAGAGACUCUAGUGCCAACUGUGGGGUGAUGGAGAGACAGAGAACCUUCAUCCUGCACCUGUAAAAUCUGUAUUAACGAAACUCACCUGGAAUACACUCCUGGCCCCGAUCAAUUCCUGAUAUGUACAAUACUGUGUUGAGAGUCCUUCCGUCUAUUCAUGUGUUGCUUUGGAUUUCUUGAGGCACCUCUAGGGGGCAAAAAACAUAUGUUUGUACACAAAUGCAAUUGAGUUUCCUUGCAUGCCAUUGUGUAUUCCUUGAGUUCUGAGUGCAAGUCUACUUAGGGCAACACAUUACAUUUUUUUACAUUUAUAUAUAAGUUGAAAGUAAAACCAAACAUGUCCUCUGAUUUCUGUGAUGUUAAAAAGAGAAAAAUGCUCGUGUUUUUACUGAAUUUUUACCAUAUUUGAGUUUUCCCCUCCCUUCCAUUCCUACUUAUCCUGUUCCAUAAGAUCAAAGUGGCUCAGGGGAGUGUGUGGUGCCUGCUGUUCAUAUUCCACCAAACAUGAACUGGUUGUCACUCAAUGCUCAGUGGAAAGAAGAAUUAAACAUACAUACUCUUGAUUACUAGGUUUUUCACAGUAAAUUGUCCACUUUAGAAUACAAGAACACAGCAAUGCCAGUGACAUUUUUGCUAAAACCACUUAAUUAACUAUAAGGUACUGGAUCAUCAAAUACGAAUGUGGUUUCUUAGUUAAAUAAUGGUUUUGGUAGGAAUGAAGUAAAUGUACAGCAAGUGUUACUGUGUUCCUGCCUAAAUUAUUGUGACAGUUGGUACCGAAAAAAGUUAUGUGAAAUGUCAUUAGCAUGCCACUUGUUAUGAACUGGUUAUGACUGACCCAUAGAAUGCUCUAAGGAUAAUGUAAGGCAAUGAUGACUGUGCUCUCCAAAUACAGUCAAAAUGCAUCUUAUGUUCUCUAUAGAUAAGGGACAAAGACUCUUUCUUAAAUUAAAAUUCUUAAAUUUUCUGUAAAUUAGUGUGAUGAGUUUAUUUGAUGUUACUUGAAAAUCAUAAAGCUUUCUAGGUUUACACAUUUACAAAAGAAUCAUAACUUGAAAAUUAUUAAGUUUUGUAAGACUACAAUAAUAUUUUGACUUGACAAUCAUAAGGGUUUAUUUGAAUGCAAGAUAAUUAUGAUUAUUUUUUCCUGACAAAAUUUUGUAACUUAAGAAUUGUCGGGGUUUAUAAGGUUACAACAUUAUAACAAUGAGAAUGCCCAAUUGCUACAAGUUCCAGUGAGCACGGUGUUGGCAGGAAGAGGCCAGAGGGACCAGACACAUCCACUGUGCUGUGGAGACGAAAGCCAUUAUUGUUAAACAUUCCUACUGAAACUGUCAUUACUUGUAAGGCACAGAUUGAAGUAAUAAAAUGUAUAAAAUCAAA